AACUGUCCAUGCCGAUAAAUCCUUUCAAGAGAGACACUUCGAAAAAUACAUCAAAUAUAAACCUCAGCCCUCAACCUGACUCCAUCACCACCCUCCCAUCAGUUUCAUCGUCAACGUCUUCUCAUCUUGAUAUCUACAAGACAUCAAGCCGCUGACAUCACACAAAAUGCAGCCCUUCCAAGAGAAACGCAACAGGCUCAGCACCCUCAAGGGCGAAGAGUACUUCGAACUCCUGGACGAGAUCCGCCAGGAUGACGAAUGGUACAAGGAACUGCGGGAUGUAGUGGCAGGCAACAUCAGCCACAGCGACAGCAGACUCAACCGCAUCUGCACGGUCCCCGCGGAACAUCUCAGCCCAGAGAAGCACAUUCUCGACCCGGCAGUGCUACGUAGCGUUGUCCCCGUCGAAUACGAUGGCCGGGCCGUGGAUGUAGAGAUCGCGGGCUGGGCGGUCUUCGAGGCCACAGGACUCGCCAUCUUGACCCGAGUGUAUAAUAUCCCCGGCAUCUAUGGCACCAACCAGGACUUCCUGCCCGACGGGCGCCGAUGCUGGACUGUGAUGCAGUACAAGGGCACCAAGCUGAACCCGGAGCGGUUUCCACAGCUCCUGCGCGAGGCAGACUGGUUUAUUAUCCCUAACGGUGAGUCAACUCCUGUGACUGACUUGGAAGGGGAUGAAGAUGGGAAGGCGCAAUCUGACAGUGAUCAGAUAAACGACCAGGUUCCCAAGUCCAAGGAGACUCCUGAUGGUACCGGAGCAGAGCGCAGUCUCGUGUUCAGAUUGCGCAAGAAAGCUUUGCCGAUCCGUCAGAAACGCUCGCGCGGAGCCUAAGCUUGACUGACUCCGGAUUCUUACAGACAAAGCAUACGAUGAUGCUCUCAUGAUAUGAAAUAUCAGAUGGAUUUGUGCGCUCGCCGUUCAUGUUCAUCUUCUUGUGCAUUAUGGUAGUUUCCUUUCCCCAAAUAUCAUAUUCAAUCACCAACACACUUCCCUGUUUUAGUGCACUCUCUUACCAUUUAGGAGCCAUCUGCCGUCAUUUUCUCUUGUGUUUCUUGCGGCAUUGACCAGAGCAUGUGCUGUUUAAAAAGUGCUGUCAAAAAUA
Molecule: messenger RNA, 1103 nt
Organism: Aspergillus japonicus CBS 114.51
Lineage: Eukaryota; Fungi; Ascomycota; Eurotiomycetes; Eurotiales; Aspergillaceae
Exons: 1
Coding region: 167-832 (221 amino acids)
Source: RefSeq, a predicted model, not a curated record